AUGCCAGGGCUGGGGUCGGCUAACUCCAACUCCACUCAGCAGCAGCCACAGCUGCUGCAGCAGCAGCCGCUGCAGCAGCUGCAGCAGCAACAGCUGCAGCAGCAGAAGCAGCAGCACCAAAUGUGUGCGAGCACCUUGCAGAAGGACACAACGGCAGCAGACAAAUCGGGAGCCCCUGGCAGCAGCAGCAGCAGCAGCAGCUGCUGCAGCCACAAGGCCAGCUCGAAGGAGAACAUUUCUUGCUGCAACAGCAGCAGCGCCUGCAGCAGCAGCAGCAGCGCCUACAGCAGCACCAUCGCCUGCAGCAGCAGCAACGCCUACAGCAGCACUACCGCCUGCAGCAGCAGCAACGCCUACAGCAGCACUACCGCCUGCAGCAGCAGCAGCGCCUACAGCAGCACUACCGCCUGCAGCAGCAGCAGCAGCAGCAGCAGCAGCAGCAGCAGCAGCAGCAGCAGCAGAAGGCGAGACAGCAGCGAGCAGGCGCAGCCCUCAGCCAUUGAAGAAGAUGUCUCGCUGCAGUGCGGCCUCCACGCCUACCGCUUUUCUCUGAGGGACUUCGACAUUGGCGGUUAUCUACUGCCGUCGGUUUUGGCCGUGUGA
This is a messenger RNA of Eimeria necatrix, 603 nucleotides long. RefSeq lists its product as hypothetical. The transcript has 2 exons. The coding region runs from base 1 to 603 and encodes 200 amino acids. NCBI's taxonomy places the organism in Eukaryota, Apicomplexa, Conoidasida, Eucoccidiorida, Eimeriidae. The record is from RefSeq and is a predicted model, not a curated record.